Schistocerca cancellata (South American locust) is the source of this 4325-nucleotide messenger RNA. Its product is annotated as probable cytochrome P450 6a20. The transcript is spliced from 9 exons. Gene Ontology annotation, molecular function: heme binding; monooxygenase activity; oxidoreductase activity, acting on paired donors, with incorporation or reduction of molecular oxygen. The coding region runs from base 233 to 1777 and encodes 514 amino acids. Lineage: Eukaryota; Metazoa; Arthropoda; Insecta; Orthoptera; Acrididae. The record is from RefSeq and is a predicted model, not a curated record.
ACUUGUUAGAAUGAAAUCAGGCGAUGAUUCUUCUUCUCUGCAGGCUCGUGCUUUGCGGCAGUCUGCUAAUCUGUACAAAUAAAAUGCCUCGUAUUUUUGGGAGCGUUGUAUAAUCAGUCGGGAAACCUCAGAUCAAGCGGAUAUUUGGCUUUGAUGAAGUUUAACCUUCCGAAGAAGUAAUGGAGCUCUUGGAUUAUUAAAUGCAGCAGUUUUGUGGCAGACAGCGACCGCCAUGUCCCUCGACUGGUGCACUACAGGCGCCCUGGUGGUUCUGGCAACGUGGCUGCUGUGGAAGUACCUGUCGUGGAACCACGGCUACUGGCAGAGAGUGGGGGUUCCCUGCCCAGAACCAUCUGUGCCAUUUGGGAACAUCAAACAUGCAAUGAUCGGGAAGAAACACAUCACGGAGGUCAUCAGAGACAUCUACUGCCAGAUGGAAGGCCAGCCGUUCUGCGGCUUCUACCGCUUCCGGGAACCGCUGCUCCUUGUGAGGGACGCCGAUCUGGCGAGGACGAUGCUCGUCAGGGACUUCACGUCGUUCCAUGACAACAGCUUCCACGUCGACGAGAACCUCGACCCGUUGUUCGCGAGGAAUCCUUUCUUUCUUAAAGGCGAAAAGUGGAGGAAGCUACGCUCGCAGCUGAGUCCGUCCUUCACGGCGAGCCGCCUGAAGCCGAUGUUCCUGCUGAUGAAGGAGGUGUCCGACGACCUGGUGCGGGUGCUCAAGGACCACUCCAAGGCUAGCGGAGAUGGUGUCGAGGCUCUUGGGCUAUGUAUGCGAUACACGACUGACGUAGUGACUUCUUGUGCUCUGGGGAUCAAAGGAGGCGCCCUCGAUGACCAGAAGUCGGAAAUGCUGGAGAUGUUCAGUCUGAUUUUGGAGCCCAACACCAACAGCUCCAUCAGGUUCAUGAUCACCAGUGCCUGUCCCCGCUUGGCAUCUCUUCUCCACCUGAGAUUGAUGCCGGAGGAGGUGCACAAUUUCCUACGCAGCGUCGUGGGCCAGACGGUGGCUCGCCGCCAACAUGACGGUGUCUACCGCAACGACUACCUGCAGAUGCUGGUGGAGCUCAAGACAAAGGGAUACCUGGACGGCGCGGGGCAGGUGCUCGCCGACAAGUCUUUUUUCACGGACGUGGACAUCGCGGCGCAGGUAACGACUUUCAUGACGGACGGCGUGCACACCAGCUCCACGGCCAUGUCGUUCGUGCUGUACGAGUUGGCGCUCCACCCAGACGUGCAGCAGCGGCUGCGGCAGGAGCUGCGGGAAGCUCUCAGCAAGCACGGAGGACAGCUCGGCUACGACGUCAUCCAAGAGGCCACUUACCUGGACAUGGUCAUCUCAGAGACGCUGCGGCUGUUCCCUCCUGGAGGGCACCUGGAGAAGACGUGCACGGCGGCCUACCCACUGACGACAGCUGCCGGUCGCUCCGUGACGUUGCAGCCCGGCACCACAGUGGUCGUCUCCAUCUUCGGCCUGCACCGCGACCCUCGCUACUUCCCGGAGCCGGACGUCUUUGACCCUGAACGUUUCUCACCAGACAACAAGGACCGCACCUCGAUGCAAGCGUUCACACCUUUCGGAUUGGGACCACGCUCCUGCUUGGGUCAGCGAUUUGCAUUGUCACAGGUCAAGAUGGGCUUGGCGGCCAUAGUUCUCAGUCUGGAAAUAUGUUGCACACCACUUACCUCCAAGUCUAUCGAGAUGGAUCCCAAGUCUCUUCUGACUGCCAAUAAGAAUGGCUUAUGGCUUGCUUUCCGACCUCUCACUACAUAGGCGAAGAAGACUGACGAAGAAAAUUAACGUCAAAUUGUUCAUGUUGAUUUGUAUAUCUUUGCAUGAGUUUAAAAAACUGCACUUCAAUAAAAGAGCUCACUUCGUUCGAGUUUUUCUCUUGAGAACAUUUUAUGUCUGGUUUUCUUCAAAUAGUGUAUAGAAAUCAUUAACAUCGUCAGAUUAUGACGUAUUUUUAACAUAAUGUCGGAAUAAAGAUUGCUAACUUUGGACGACAUGACUAUCUUAGAGCGUAAUUGCAGCAAAACUGAUCUACUGGUGUAAAUGAAUAAAUAACAGAUGGUGAUGAAUAGCUUUAAUCAUCUGGUUAAUUAUUUACUAAGAACAAUUAUUUUGUAACAGUUACGUUGGAACAGCUGCAGAUUCUACAUUUAUGUGUCUACCAGUGAUUUAUGAAGUUUGUUUUCAAUAGUUUAGGACUUCUGUACAUAUUUAUUUGGACCUGAAGAAGCAUUGAGAGUAUUUGAUAUAAUAGAAGCUACAGCAGAAAAUUGUUUCUGUUCCUUAGGGCUGGAUUAGAUAUUUCCCAAGAGGAGAAGGUGACUGAAAAUUUUAGUUCUCCUCAUAAGAAACCACUUAUUUUCGAAAGUCAGCUUAACAUCUGUUUUUUUCAUAUUGUGGGGUAAGUUUUACCUGAAAUGAUGUGGAUAAAAGUAUGAUUCAGAGAAUGAAAAAUCAAUUUUGCAAGAGAGUGUGUAUUACAAUGUAACUUCUUGGCUGAUUAAAAUUACUGUCUAAAACUGGUCAACAAAUGAGAUAAUGAUAAGUGAAUACAUAAUCCAUUUUAUAUUAUUGAUUCAACAAAGUGACUGGACACUUCAUGUCUAUCUGACAGUUAAGGAACACAGAAGUCAUCAGUGAUGAAAUUGUAUGGUAUACUGAUUACCAUUUAAUAUUACAACCACUAUAUCAUAACUUACUAUGUCGGGAAUAUAUUAACACUUCGUCUGCCACAUGCUUAGUGAUGGAUGUUGCAUUGCCAGGCCAAGAGGGGCUACAAUGUUAGGCGUGAGACUCUGUUAUGGGUGACAGCAGCCACACGGCAAUCAACAUAUUGAAUGAAAACUUUUUUUAGUUCUGAUUUUUGUGUCAUAUACAUAUGAAAUUGAAUACUAAGAACUUUCUUAUGAGUUUUAAAUGGAGAUGAUCUAUAUAUUCAAAUGUUGUAUUUUCCAUUAAUAUAUGAUUAUAUAUUUAUUAUACUUUCAGAAUAAUUUAAUCAAAGGCUGAACAGUGAUUUAUUUCGGUUACUCCAUACAUACCAUAAUAAUAUGGAAGUGUUUCAAAUACAGAGGUCCUUAUUUCUUAGGUAUUAUAUGUGAGAUAAAUGUUUUUACAUAUUCUGGAAAAUCUUACACUUGGUAUUUCAGUUACUCUAUACUUCUCAUUUAUAGUUUUAACACAUGUAAAAACAAAAACUUGAGAUGUCAGUCUUCAUUGGGAGUUUUUGUAGUUUUCCAGUGUUUUCUACAACUGAUUUAUUUUUACUCUCAGAGUGUAUGUAUCAGUGGUAUAUAGCAUUUGUAAUUACCAAUUGUGUCAAAUUUCCUUAAACAUUUGAUUAUUUUGAUUUUGGAUGCAAACAAAGCAUUCAUGUCUAGUUGGUAGAAGAGUAUUUAUUCUGUUGGUAAACUGUGACAGUUUUAAACAUGACUCUAGUCUGUUAAAGAGUUUUAUCUUAAUACUACUAAUAAAUAUAUAACUCAAUUCUUAUGUAAUUUUCUUCAUAUCUGAAGUAACUGCAGACAUCUGCAUGAAAGAAAUCAGAAAGCACAGAGAAUAAAAAUCCAAAAUUUAUAUCUACCUGUGUAGCUUGUUAUGGAAUAUUCCACUAACCUUCAGUUUCUUCAUUUCUUAUAAUGAUAGUAUUACUGCAAAUACAUUCAUUUCCACUGCAUAAAAAUGAAAUAUCUAAGCUCCACAGAACAGAUUGUUUCAUUAUUUUCAUUGAGCACACAUAACCAACAUAUUUUAUGUACUCAGCAUCUAGGCUAAAAAUAGUAUCUGAAACUUCUGGAAAAAUGAUUUACUGAGUUUAAUAUUGUUUCCUGUGCUUGUUUGGACUAUCUCAUUUCACGUUCCAGACAUGGCCUGAUCUUGAUGAUGUCUCUAUGAAUGAGAACUCUAUGAAACUUUUAUAUGGUUUCACAUUUAUAGUAACAAAUUUUCUUGAACACAUAUGUUUACACAAAACUUUCUAAACUUUACUGAAGAGAGAGAAUAGCAAAUCCUGUAAUAUUGCAAAAUAAUAUGACAUCUCUGUUAUACUUUGGGAUAAAAUGGUGUAUAAACUGUAACCAUAUAAGAUAUACAGACUUGGAAGUUAAUGAAUUGCUCAAUGUGUUCCUUACCAUAGAAAAUUUCUGUUUGAAGUGAAAUGAUUUUUAAUAUAUGGCCUUCAGUGAUUGCUUAUAAUAGAUGUCAUGUAUAGCAAAAGUAUCUAACAUUCAAAACAAAUUUUUAUCUUUGUAAAACCAAUAUUCUGAUUGAAUUUGGGAUAGACAUUUCGUUGCAAUUUAAAUAUAUUACA